AUGCCCACUGCAGAUUCCGUCCCCCCAAGCCCUGCAUCCGCAGAAUGUAUUGGCCUCUCUUGCGCAACACUUGUCAUUUUUACCAUGUUGUUGUUUCCUGCGCUGUACAUCGCUUACAAGCAUGGAAAGACUGGCAAGAUGUGCUGGCCAAUUCUCGUUACGUUUUUCCUUUUCCGAAUCAUCUCUGACGCCUAUUACUUGGCCGGCCGCGACAAGCCUGACGUACCCACGACAGUGGCUAUGAUGACCAGUUCUGCGUGCACUGCGACUUUAUCUUUGACCAUCAUUGGCUUGAUUUACGAAGCUUCGAUCCUGCCUUUAUCUCCAUCCAAGCGAUGGAGUAACAAAGCAGUUCUCGCUGGAAUGCAUUUUAUCUACACUGUCGGGACCGUCAUGGCCGCAUACGGUGGAAGCCGUGACACGAAAAAAACGGCAGGGGUCCUAAACGAUGGACUUAACAAGACUGGCAACGCCCUCAUGUUCCUGGUCAUCCUCAGUACUUUUCUCUGGCUAUGGCCUGCCGGCGAGCACACCUUAUAUGCUCGUCAGGAUGUCAACUACCACGCUUCCAAAGUGUUGAUCAUGGCGGCGGCACCGAGCACCGUGCUACAGUCGAUCCGCCUGAACUACGACAUAAUCUACGCCUGUACGCAGAUCCCCAGCCUACAUCCGGCCACAGGAAGUUUUGCAAUGAGAUUCGUUACAUUUUCUCUCCAACUGAUUAUCGUCACCAUAGCUCUCGUUGCUGGCUGGUCAAGCAGAGAUGCCGCAACGAUCCGGGCUGCAGCACUUGAGUUGUACAGUACUUCCGGUUUGGUUUGA
Molecule: messenger RNA, 822 nt
Organism: Fusarium vanettenii 77-13-4
Lineage: Eukaryota; Fungi; Ascomycota; Sordariomycetes; Hypocreales; Nectriaceae
Exons: 2
Coding region: 1-822 (273 amino acids)
Source: RefSeq, a predicted model, not a curated record